AUGCUUACUGCGGAUAAGAAAAUUGUUGGUAAUGUGAUUAUUACAGGGGGCCCAAAUGGAGAAUUAAACUUUGAAAAUGGUGGAGAGGUUAUAGGAAAUGUUGGGGAUGAACAAAAUGCCAUAAAGGUUAUUCACAUCCAACAAGGGAUUGUUAAAUUUGCAAAUACUAAUCUAAGAACUAUAGAUAUAUCUGGUUUAUUCUCAGAUCACGACAGAUUGAUUCGGUUGCAAGCGUUGGGUUAUCAGCCAAACUAUAAGACCAAAAUAGUUGUUGAUGAUUUUAAUAUCAGUGAUAAUGCCGGAGCGCAGUUCAAUGAUGCAGUUUUUAUUGGAAAGACAGUACCUAAUAAUAGUACAAUGAAAGGUGGUAACUUGGAGUUUAAAGAUGAUGUAUGGCUCAAUAAUGCAAUAGAGAAAGCAGAUAAAAUUAAGUUUGCUGCUAAUAAAUUUGCGGUACUAGCAAACAAUAUUAAAGCUCAAGAUAUUAAUGCUGAACAAGCCAAAGUGAUAAUAGCAAAUGAUAUGAGUAUUAAGGGUAGUAAUUUUACUGCUCCAGGUAUGCUAUUGGAUUUAGGUGAUAAAACGCUAACUUUUGGUAUAACUGGAGCAUUUAAAGGAACUCUGACAAUUAAUACUACCUACAAUAGCGCAGUACCUCUAGAAAGUGGUCGUAUAAAAAUAGCUGCAGACGGGAAAAUGCUUCUUUCAGAAAUAGAUAAGAUAGCUAUUAACGUUUUUAUUGCAGGUGAGCAGCCAGUAACAGGUACUAAAUACCGAUUAGUGCAGCCAGAAGAUGAGACUAAUAGCGACAAUAAUAUUAUUGAUGGUCUUAAUAAAGACCGACCAAAGACCAUUGUACAGUUAAAUAAAGAUCAAACUUACUUUACCGAAUGGGAAGUAGAUGCAGAUGGUAAGAAUUUAUUUUUAUAUAGUACAUUACAAAACUGUGAAGAGGUUCAGAAGGAGGCGAGUGAAACCCUAAAAGCAAAAGAAGCAGAACUAGCAUCAGUUAAGGCAGCUUUAGCGGAAGCUACCAAAGACAACGCAGCACUAGUGGAAGAGCUGGCUAAACGAGUAAAACAAGCUCAAGACGCAUUAGAAGAGGAGAAGACCAAGCUAGUAGACCUAGAACAAGCUAAGACAGAUGCGGAAACAAACGCUACUCGAGCAAAACAAGCUGAAGGAAGACUAACAGAAGAUUUAGCACAAGCUAAAGCAAAGGUAGAAAUAGAAGCUAAGGAAUUAGCAGCAGCUAAAGCAGAACUAAAAAAAGCUAAACAAGAUAUAGCAGACCUAGAACAAGCUAAGACAGAUGCGGAAACAAACGCUACUCGAGCAAAACAAGCUGAAGGAAGACUAACAGAAGAUUUAGCACAAGCUAAAGCAGAGGUAGAAAUAGAAGCUAAGGAUACUGACACAUAUGCUCGGGAAUUAGCAGCAGCUAAAGCAGAACUAAAAAAAGCUAAACAAGAUAUAGCAGACCUAGAACAAGUUAAGAUAGCAGAACUAGCACAAGUUAAGAUAGAUGCAGAAACAAAAGCUAAGGCAUUAAAAGAAUCAAUCGUUCAACAAGCAUUUGCUCAAAACGCAGAACAGAAAGAAUUUGCUGAUCAGUUAAAUAAUGUUACUGAUAGCGCAAGCGAUGCUGCUAGAUUUUAUAGUAGUUUAGGACGAUUUAAUAAUGUAGAAGAUGCUAGAGACGCAGUACAGAGACUUGCUUCUCGUACCGUGCCACCAGCAGUAGUAAUGCCCCCCC
Molecule: messenger RNA, 1756 nt
Organism: Didymodactylos carnosus
Lineage: Eukaryota; Metazoa; Rotifera; Eurotatoria; Philodinida; Philodinidae
Source: the annotation of a GenBank genome assembly